Cotesia glomerata is the source of this 1077-nucleotide messenger RNA. RefSeq lists its product as uncharacterized. NCBI's taxonomy places the organism in Eukaryota, Metazoa, Arthropoda, Insecta, Hymenoptera, Braconidae. The record is from RefSeq and is a predicted model, not a curated record. The transcript has a single exon. Bases 1 to 984 code for a protein of 327 amino acids.
AUGAUAAGAACUUCUAAAAAAGACAAUAAAAAGGUAGACCCUAAGAACAAUAAUUCGGAUGCAAGCUCAUCAACGCUUUGCUUGGCGAAUUCGGCAGGGUGCCACCACCAAGGUACGCACCAAACGUCCCAACAGUUCAACCUCAGCACGGGAAGUCAACAACUGCAAAACAACAAUCAACAACAGCAAACCAACAACAACGGUCCCAUUAUUCCACAACCUGGCCUGAUACCGGUCACACAACAAGUGCCUGAACAACAAGUCUUUGCAGUUAGCCUCAACCUGCCACAAUUCACCGCGGACAGACCUGAAAUUUGGUUUGCCAUCGCCGAAGCAGACUUCACAGCCAACCGCAUCACCAGUGACAGUCAGAGAUACAGUCAGAUUUUGAAGGCCCUCCAACCCAACAUCCAAAAUCAGCUUUGGGACAUCAUCAGCAACCCACCACCUCAAGAUAAGUAUCUUACAUUAAAAAACGCUAUACUUAGCCGUUUCGCUGAUUCUAGACAAACACAACUUCUUAAGCCCCUGAGAGACAUGACACUUGGUGACAAGAGACCUUCGCAGCUCCUCCGAGAAAUGCGUGAACUGGCAAGAGGAUCAAUCAACGACGACGCGUUACACCAGCUCUGGAAAGAGCGUCUUCCAGCCUGGAUUCGUCCAUACCUCCUGGUCUCACCUCACAUCAAUGACUUCAACGGCUUGGCGGACCUGGCGGACCGCCUCGUGCUCAGCAUGGGCAACAGCUUGGUCUACGCUGUUCACAACAGAGACCAUUCACUCUCUACAGGCCAGUCUCAUCUCGAACAACAAAUGUCAGAGCUUAAACUUACUAUGAAAAGCCUUCAACAGGAUAUCAGCAACAUGAAACUUCAGCUACAGCAGCAGCUCCUGCUGAUCAACAAUCUCAGCCAACGCAAAUCCAGAGCUGACCAAGGCUACGGCAGAUCGAUCCAGGGGCAGGGCUUCGACACCCAACCCUAAUGGGUACUGUUACUAUCACAACCGCUGGGGAAACGACUCGAGAAAAUGCAUCCAGCCAUGCAAGUUCGUCCCAGUCACCCCCACAAACUCGGU